This is a messenger RNA of Suillus bovinus, 1020 nucleotides long. RefSeq lists its product as uncharacterized. The coding region runs from base 1 to 1020 and encodes 339 amino acids. The record is from RefSeq and is a predicted model, not a curated record. Lineage: Eukaryota; Fungi; Basidiomycota; Agaricomycetes; Boletales; Suillaceae. The transcript is spliced from 3 exons.
AUGUUGGAAGCAUUCAAGAUUAAAGAGUUCAACUUGGAGCCCAUUUACGAGACUUGGGAGAACCCUCCCAGAUUCUGGGGCGAGUCGAAGCAUGACAUGCCUGUUGAUGACUUUCUGCAUCAGAUUAAAGCUGGCUGCGCCGAACGGAAAGUGCCAGAGGAGUAUUGGCACAAAGUUGCCCAACACUACAUGGGCGACAAGGCGAAGGCCAGACUCCAGGAACUCAAAAGCGUUAUGGCGAAAGUCAACGGGGGCAAAUACCGCUGGAGCUGGAAGAAGUUCACAAUUGCAAUGCGUAACAUGGGGUGGGAGAUCGAAGCCAACAUCACAGAGACUGUUCAGAUCCACUCUAAACCGUCAGGCAUGUUGUGGCUUACCAGAAGGAAAUCCUUGAAAGACAAGGAUGGGUCACACAAGGAGGUGACCACUUCCGAAAUCGUAGAACUUCCACCACCCCUGCCGUCUCCUAAGCAAGGACGGCCAAACCCGAUAAAGAUGCUUUCUGAUUCAGCUAUCGCUGCUUCGGCCGCAAUCAGGAUUCGCAAGACGCCAACCCGUGCGAACUCCAUGGCUUCUGCGAUGACCUCCACCACGGUUUCAUCUAACCAUACCGUAACAUCUAACCACGCCUUAACCUCCAACCACGCAUUAACCUCCAACCAAGCAUUGACCUCCGACAAUGCUGUGACUUCCUUAUCUACUCCAUCAGCUGACGGCACUGUCACCGCUAUCUCGAAUGCACCAACAUGGCUCCUCAACGCAUGCAACGCCCUCAAUUUCUUGAGUGCAGAGCACCCACGAGCCAUGACAACAUUGAGUGCCGUCCUCAUCACCGCAGGGACCCUCCCUGCGAUCCCUGCGAUCAGCGGAGGGACUGUCCUCGCUUCUGGCGUCGCUCAAGCGGUCGGCGCCAUAGCUGUGGGCGUUGGAAAUUUACUCAAGGCUCAGCAAGAAGGUCAAGUACAAGCAAGUGGCCCGGGUCCGCACCCACAACCCCCAGCACGAUCAUCUACCUUCUGA